Molecule: messenger RNA, 542 nt
Organism: Ochlerotatus camptorhynchus
Lineage: Eukaryota; Metazoa; Arthropoda; Insecta; Diptera; Culicidae
Product: general odorant-binding protein 56a-like
Exons: 2
Coding region: 74-478 (134 amino acids)
Biological process (GO): sensory perception of smell
Molecular function (GO): odorant binding
Source: RefSeq, a predicted model, not a curated record
AUCAGACGAUAAGAUUCCUUCCGACCGGUAACGUGAUCCAAGUUUCAGAGUGAAUAUUUUUCAAGAAAAAAAAAUGAAGUGCUUAGUGUUGAUUUCGUUGCUGACUGUUGGAGCUCAGGCUUUUUUCACCCCGAACCAACAAGAAGUGGCCAAAAAGCUGGCGAUAGCCUGUUCGACCGAAAUCGGCGAGGGACUGCCGGAGAAUGUGGGUGACCGUUUCCGGGAGGGAGAUCUCACGCUGACCGACGACAAGAGCAAGUGCUUCAUGAAGUGCAUCUUCGGUAAGGUGGGCUUCAUCGACGAUGCCGGCACGGUCAGCAAGGCGAAGCUGGUGGAGAAACUGAGCAAGGGCAACGGUCAGGAGAAGGCGGAGAUGUUUGCCGAAAAGUGUAGCAUGUUCGAGGGUGACAACGCGUGUGAAAAGGCGCACGGACUGUACGAGUGCUACUUCAAGAACAAGGAAGCUUACUUUUCGUAAGACCUUUGGAUCAGUAAAAGGCGGUAGAACGGUAUUGACGGGUGCACACAUUUUGGAACAAUUU